CCCGCUCCAGACAUCCCCACGCCCGCACGCACGCACGCAGGACAGCCAUGCAAGCCUCCUUCUCCUCAGCAAGGCACUUCGCCUGGGCCCCACGUGGCGCCUCCGUCGCCGGCCGCCGCCGCGUCCCUCCAUCGACGGCCGCCGUGCCCUUCCGCCGCCCUCCGCCCAUCUCUGCGGUGGCUGCUCCGCCGCCGCCGGCUGUCCUGAAGCAUCAGGGAACCACCCACUCGAUGCCGCCGGAGAAGGUGGAGGUGUUCAAGUCCCUCGAGGGCUGGGCCUCCCGGGAGGUGCUCCCCCUGCUGAAGCCGGUCGACCAGUGCUGGCAGCCCCAUGACUUCGUGCCGGACUCGGCGCUGCCCACGGACGAGUUCACGGACCGCGUGGCGCAGCUCCGGGAGCGGACCGCCGAUCUCCCGGACGAGUACUUCGUGGUGCUCGUGGGGGACAUGAUCACGGAGGACGCGCUGCCCACGUACCAGACCAUGAUCAACACGCUCGACGGGGUCCGCGACGAGACCGGGGCCAGCCAGUGCCCGUGGGCCAUGUGGACCCGCGCCUGGACGGCCGAGGAGAACCGGCACGGGGACCUGCUCCGUACGUACCUCUACCUGUCCGGCCGGGUCGACAUGCUCAUGAUCGAGAGGACGGUCCAGUACUUGAUCGGAGCCGGAAUGGACCCUGGAACAGAAAACAACCCGUACCUGGGAUUCGUCUACACGUCGUUCCAGGAGCGAGCCACGUUCGUCUCCCAUGGCAACACGGCCCGGCUGGCCAAGGAGGGCGGCGACCCGGUGCUCGCGCGCAUAUGCGGGACCAUUGCGGCCGACGAGAGGCGCCACGAGAAUGCCUACGCAAGAAUCGUCGAGAAGCUCCUCGAGGUGGACCCGACGAGCGCAAUGGUCGCGAUUGCCGACAUGAUGCGCAAGAAGAUCACGAUGCCCGCGCACCUGAUGUAUGAUGGGCAGGACCCGAAGCUGUUCGAGCAUUUCUCGGCUGUGGCGCAGCGGCUCGGCGUGUACACCGCCGACGACUACGCGGACAUACUGGAGUUCCUAGUCGGGCGGUGGAGGCUGGAGAAGCUGGAGGGGUUGACAGCCGAGGGGAGGCGAGCGCAGGACUUCGUGUGCGGGCUCGCGCCCCGGAUCAGGAGGCUCCAGGAGCGGGCGGAGGAGCGAGCCCGGAUGAUGGGUCCGCAUGGUGCGAGGUUCAGCUGGAUCUUCAACAAGGAGAUCAAGCUGUAAUCCUAGAAUCUACAUGGAACAAAAAAAUGGAGAGUGUGAAGCUUCGUUUUGAGGUUUUAAGGCAGUUGGGCUUUGAGAACAGCAUAUGCAUGAAAGACGACUGACGUUUCAUUUUCAUUUCAAAGUGUAUCAUAAACUUAGAAGUGUGGCUAGUAGAAUUACAAUAUGGGUCAUGUUCUUGUUCAUUGAUUCAAUUUCCAAUCAGGACCUUUGUUUUUAGCAAGGA
Messenger RNA from Eucalyptus grandis, 1467 nucleotides. RefSeq names its product stearoyl-[acyl-carrier-protein] 9-desaturase 6, chloroplastic. The transcript is spliced from 2 exons. Lineage: Eukaryota; Viridiplantae; Streptophyta; Magnoliopsida; Myrtales; Myrtaceae. Bases 48 to 1241 code for a protein of 397 amino acids. The record is from RefSeq and is a predicted model, not a curated record. Gene Ontology annotation, molecular function: stearoyl-[ACP] desaturase activity. Gene Ontology annotation, biological process: fatty acid biosynthetic process. Gene Ontology annotation, cellular component: chloroplast stroma.